Molecule: messenger RNA, 786 nt
Organism: Uloborus diversus
Lineage: Eukaryota; Metazoa; Arthropoda; Arachnida; Araneae; Uloboridae
Product: orexin receptor type 2-like
Exons: 2
Coding region: 7-786 (259 amino acids)
Biological process (GO): G protein-coupled receptor signaling pathway; feeding behavior
Cellular component (GO): membrane
Molecular function (GO): orexin receptor activity
Source: RefSeq, a predicted model, not a curated record
CUAGACAUGGCUUACGACCCGACAGAAGACAUUACCCUACCCAAUGACACAGGCAACAACUCUUCCCCGUGCACCAAUGACUAUUGUGUUUCAGAUGAGGACUAUCUGGCAAUGAUCGAGGACUACAUAUUCCCCACCCCUUAUGAGUGGAUACUUAUAACAAUGCACUUGACGGUCUUCUUGGUGGGCCUGGUUGGAAAUGCGUUGGUUUGUGUCUCUGUAUAUCGCAACCAUAGUAUGAGAACCGUCACCAAUUAUUUCAUCGUUAACCUGGCUUUUGCUGAUUUCUUGGUCAUCCUUGUAUGCUUACCACCGACGGUGCUUUGGGAUGUGACAGAAACGUGGUUUUUUGGUAGCGUAACCUGUAAGCUUGUUCUAUAUUUACAAAGUGUCUCCGUCAGCGUAUCUGUCUUGACUCUCACGUUCAUAUCUGUCGACCGUUGGUACGCCAUCUGCCAUCCUCUCAGCUUCAAGAGUACCGCAGCCAGAGCGAAAACAUCCAUCCUCAUCAUCUGGUUACUGUCCACCAUCGUCGUUCUACCGGAGGUGGUUGUACUGGACACCAAGAAGCACACUUUACCACUGGAAACAGCCUACUUGACAGACUGUACGUACACCUGGAGCGAGAACAGCACUCGGAUAUACCAACUGUUCCUCGUCCUCUUCCUGUAUGUGUUUCCUUUCCUGCUGAUGGCUGUUGCUUACUAUCAGAUUGCGCGUGUUUUGUGGAAUAAGAACAUACCAGGAUCUUCAGAAACAAAUCACCACCCAGCUCGAACAGGUUAA